Messenger RNA from Triticum dicoccoides, 878 nucleotides. RefSeq lists its product as uncharacterized. The transcript has a single exon. The coding region runs from base 63 to 776 and encodes 237 amino acids. The record is from RefSeq and is a predicted model, not a curated record. Lineage: Eukaryota; Viridiplantae; Streptophyta; Magnoliopsida; Poales; Poaceae. Gene Ontology annotation, biological process: shoot system development; root development.
GCCUACCAUUCUCUUCCAUUUCUAUACAGAAGAAAACAGCAACAAAGCUUCAAUCUCCAAGCAUGGCUUACCAUCUACGAUCGGCAAGCACGCCUUCGAGCCCUCGCUCAAACAGAGCGGAAGCCGAGGAGCAGUUCCAGAGCCUGAGCACAACCAUCUCUUCGCCCUCGGCGACCAUCGAUACGAUGUGUGAUGGCUUGAGGAGGCUCGGUGACAUCUACAGCUCCAUCGAGAAGAUGAUGUGCACACCAAGCAGCCAAGUCAGCCUUUGCCAGAGCCUUCAAAGGGCGGCAGUAGAGGCGGAGCUUGGACGGUCCCUCGUCGUGCUCGACCUCUGCAACGGCAUGCGGGAGAGCUUCAUGGAAUUGAAGAUGACUGUCCAAGAGCUCCUUUUAGUUCACAAAAGAGGAGAGGAUGUGUCUUCUCAAGUCAAGACAUAUGUCAGGCUAGCAAACAAGGUGCAAAAACAGUUCAAGAAGAUCACCAAGAAGACUGCUUCCGACAAGAACGACUGUAGGGUGGUGAUGCUACUGGCUGAAGCGAGAGAGAUCACCAUUUCGCUGCUCGAAUCCACAUGGUCAAUCUUGUCGAAGCAAGUUGAGAUGCCCAAGUGGUCUCUUGCCUCCAAAACAUUCCACAGGACCAAAGUUGUGUGUGAAGAGGAGCAAUUGCAGGCAUUGGAGCACAGUAUUGGAGAUCUUGAGAGCGGAGUGGAACUUCUGUACAGGAGAUUGAUCCAGAAUAGAGUUUCUCUUCUGAAUGUUCUUAGCUUGUAGAUACCCUGAGCUCUAGUUCCCUGCAGCUGGCAUCCACCUUUUAAAGGAUUAGUCAGUCAUGAGAACAAUUUUGCAUUGUGUAUACUUGUGGAUAUGUAUAGG